Egretta garzetta (little egret) is the source of this 1108-nucleotide messenger RNA. Its product is annotated as nuclear factor related to kappa-B-binding protein-like. NCBI's taxonomy places the organism in Eukaryota, Metazoa, Chordata, Aves, Pelecaniformes, Ardeidae. The transcript has 5 exons. Gene Ontology annotation, molecular function: protease binding. The record is from RefSeq and is a predicted model, not a curated record. Gene Ontology annotation, cellular component: Ino80 complex. The annotation marks the transcript as partial.
CCUGCGCUUGGGUUUUGCACCUUAAAACCCCUUUCAGGAUUUAGGUGUGGUUUUCCCACGGUGUUUACUGACAACAGCUCCUGCAGGUGGGAAGCAAGCGGGGUGGGUCACCUGUACUCGCCAGGCUGCCUGUAUCGGGGCACGGUGCGCGCUGCCCAGAACGGCGUUAUUCUGUUGACACGACUCGCGUUGCAAUUAAACAUUAAAUUGAUGCUGUAACAUCUUGUGCAUCUCCCACCCCGCUUCUCUAGCUUGCGUUUAAACAACCUCUUCAUCAAAUGCAGCUCCUCCGUCGUUCCUCAGCACCCGGGCUUGGGAUUUUUGGUUGUUGAGGGUUUUGCCGCCGUUGUUCAAGGAGGGUGAAGAAUGGAUUCUCUGGACCACAUGCUCACAGACCCCCUGGAGCUGGGACCCUGCGGGGACGGAAAUGGCACGCGUAUCAUGGAGGACUGCAUGCUGGGCAGCACCAGGGUUAGCCUGCCUGAGGACCUUCUGGAGGACCCCGAGAUCUUCUUUGAAGUUGUCAGCCUGUCUACCUGGCAGGAGGUGCUGACAGAUGCUCAGCAAGACCACCUAAAAAAAUUCCUGCCUCACUUCCCGGAAAACAACCGAGAGCAUCAGAACAAACUCAUCUCUGCAUUGUUCAGCGGUGAAAACUUCCGUUUUGGAAAUCCACUGCACAUUGCCCAGAAACUCUUCCGGGAUGGACACUUCAAUCCUGAAGUCGUCAAAUACCGGCAGCUCUGUUUUAAGUCCCAGUACAAACGCUACCUGAGCUCUCAGCAGCAGUACUUCUACCGACUGCUCAAGCAGAUCCUCGCUUCCCGCAACUACUUGCUGGAUUUAGCGAGGAAAGGAGGCCCUGAUAUGACCCUGAGGAGGAAGCACUUCUCGACGACGUACGACACAGAAGAAAGAGACAGACGGACACAUCGGCGCUACCUGAAGAUUCUGAGGGAAGUGAAAGAGGAGUGUGGAGAUACUACCUUGUCUUCUGAUGAAGAAGAUUUAAGCUCCUGGCCUCCAAGUUCUCCAGCACGUUGUCCGAGUCCACCCAUUCCCCUGAGAGUGAUCCCCACAUUGUCAACCUCAGACAUGAAAACAGCAG